Molecule: messenger RNA, 1377 nt
Organism: Cuscuta campestris
Lineage: Eukaryota; Viridiplantae; Streptophyta; Magnoliopsida; Solanales; Convolvulaceae
Source: the annotation of a GenBank genome assembly
CUUUGGUUGGCAUUCUUUCCUUGAAGAAAGAUUGAUAAAGUUCACUUUGAAUUUACAGAAACACUCUGUAGAUUCAGCAGCUUCAACCAAACAGGCCCUUAGUUCCUGGAGAGAACUUGAGGUCCUAACAGGGUAUUGUUGGAGGAAGUAAAAGCUUUAUUGAUAUGUUUAAGAAAUGAAUGACAACUAGCAAAGAUUCUGUUUAAGGGUCAAAAUGGGUUCUUUAGAACAACAUUCUAAGGCUAUGCAAGGUGGUGAAGAGGAGAAGAAACAAGCUGAACCUAAGCAUAAUGAUGUUGUUGAUCCAAAUCUCGAUCCCGCCACGUCGUCAUCUCCUAUGUUGUCCCCAUCAUCACCUAAUGACUCCGGCGCUCACACGCCACAGUGGAGCAUGAUGAGCUCAUCCCCGCAUCACGGGAUGAGCAGUCAGUUGUCGCUCCCAGGCGAACAGCUUGAUUUGAACGGGUCGGAUACGGGCUACGACCCGAACCGCAUCCCGUCGUCGGUUUUCUCCAGCAUCAAUGCGGACGAGAGGAAGAGCUUCUCCUCGUCCCUUCCCACCCUCGUUGAAGUAUCGGCGGAUCGUGAAGGGAAGGGCGAGAAGAUUUCUGUGGGGUCCGCCCAGACACAAGAAGAAGAAGAAGAAGAAGAAGAAGAAGAAGUGGAAGAAAAGGAAGAGGAAGAUGAAAUCGUUGAGACCCCGAAAUCAAUCCCAGCUAAGAAACCUUCAGAAUUCGACGUGGAAAAGGGGAACGCAAGCCCUGGAGUGCAUACUUCUCCCAUUGUUGGAGCCCCUCAAAUUGAGCGGAUUCAAGAAUCUGCUCGUGUUUCCACGGGGAGCACGAGCAGUACUAAGUCCUUCGCAUUCCCCGUGUUAGUAAAAGAUUGUAGUAGAAGAGAAGGGCCGUUGAAAGGGGACAAAGGCGUGAAAGCGGAGUCUCAACCAACCUUGAAACCGCAAUCGGAAUCAGAGCCUCAAAUGCAACAGCAGCCGGAGGCAGGGGCAAAUCCGGAAACCUCAAAAGAAACGCCACCGGAAGCAACGCAGUCCGGUUGUUUCACUUGUUUCUCUUGUUGGCCACGCUGCUGUUGACGUGCAUAUUUUAACUUCAUUUCUUUAAAAAAUUUAUGUACAAUAUAUACACAGACACAGAGAAGAUGAACCUUAUUUGUGUUUGCUUGUGAAUUGUGUUGUUCAUUGUACUCUUGGUUGGUUUGGCCUUCUGGAAGAAUGGAAAAUUGUGCUCAGAACAACAAAAUUAUUUCUGAUCAAAUGACAAAAUGUACCACAAGAUGUAAAAUUUCUGGCAUUGAUAAAACACCACAUCUCUUGAAUUUAAGCAAAAGAUGAAACGAGAACAAAUGAUGCUUGAAUCU